AUGUUUGCUACCCGUGGAACUUAUCCUUCCAGCAGCAAUACAUCUCUAUUAUCUGCCUGCAGUUCGAAAAUGUUUGGGUGUAGUUUUGUACUAGACUGUCAUUUGGAGCCUUCGAAGCAUAACCUUGUAGACUUGGAGGAAUUUCCUGCCUUGACGAAGUCGAAGCCAAUUAGUUUCACUGGCGCAGCAUUGAAGAAAUCGAUCGUGAUGCCUAUCGAAGACUUUACCGAAGUAGGAAGCGCUGA
Messenger RNA from Heterobilharzia americana, 245 nucleotides. NCBI's taxonomy places the organism in Eukaryota, Metazoa, Platyhelminthes, Trematoda, Strigeidida, Schistosomatidae. The record is from the annotation of a GenBank genome assembly.